This is a messenger RNA of Baudoinia panamericana UAMH 10762, 5781 nucleotides long. RefSeq names its product glycosyltransferase family 48 protein. Gene Ontology annotation, biological process: fungal-type cell wall polysaccharide biosynthetic process; (1->3)-beta-D-glucan biosynthetic process. The transcript is spliced from 2 exons. Gene Ontology annotation, cellular component: plasma membrane; 1,3-beta-D-glucan synthase complex. Gene Ontology annotation, molecular function: 1,3-beta-D-glucan synthase activity. The record is from RefSeq and is a predicted model, not a curated record. The coding region runs from base 1 to 5781 and encodes 1926 amino acids. Lineage: Eukaryota; Fungi; Ascomycota; Dothideomycetes; Mycosphaerellales; Teratosphaeriaceae.
AUGGCGCACCCUCAACAGGGCGGCUAUGACGAAGGGUACGCCCACCACCCGGACGCCCCUCAACAACAUCAGGGGCAACAGGGUGGCGAAGGCUAUUAUCCCGAAGAACAGCAAGCCUACUACGACCAGCAAGGCUACGGACAUGGCCAGCAGGAUGGCUACUAUGAUGACAACGGCUACUAUCAGGCCGGCCAGGAAGGCUAUGGUCAGGAUGGCUACUAUGAGGCCGGGGCCCAGCAGGGUUACCAGGAUGAGUACUACAACGAUCAGUACUACGACCAAGGCCAGCAACAAGGCCAGUAUCAACAGCAAGGUCGUGGCUACAGUCAGCGAAAAGGCCGUCGCGGUCAUGACUCCGAAGAGGACUCGGAAACCUUCAGCGACUUUACCAUGAGAUCUGACAUGGCUAGAGCGGCUGAGAUGGACUACUAUGGCCGUGGUGACGAGCGCUUCAACUCGUAUGGUGAAGGCCAAGGUCGUGGCUACCGCCCACCGUCAUCGCAAGUCUCAUACGGCGGCAACCGAUCAUCUGGCGCUUCCACUCCCGUCUAUGGAAUGGAUUACACCAGCGCUUUGCCUGCCGGUCAACGGUCGAGAGAACCCUACCCAGCAUGGACUUCGGAUGCUCAAAUUCCGCUUUCUAAGGAGGAGAUCGAGGACAUCUUCCUUGAUCUCACGGCCAAGUUUGGUUUCCAACGUGACAGCAUGCGGAACAUGUUUGAUCACUUGAUGACUUUGCUCGACUCUCGUGCGUCCCGUAUGUCGCCAAACCAAGCACUGCUCUCACUGCACGCCGAUUACAUAGGUGGCGAGAAUGCCAAUUACCGGAAGUGGUACUUCGCCGCUCACCUUGACCUCGAUGAUGCUGUUGGCUUUGCAAACAUGAAGCUGGGCAAAGCUAACCGAGCCACCCGGAAAGCUCGCAAGGCAGCCAAGAAGAACGCCAACCCACAGAACGAGGAGGCGACUCUGGAGAGCCUGGAGGGCGACAACAGCCUCGAGGCCGCAGAGUACCGCUGGAAGACGCGCAUGAACCGCAUGUCUCAGCAUGAUCGUGUCCGUCAAAUAGCGCUUUACCUGCUUUGCUGGGGUGAAGCCAAUCAGGUCCGUUUCAUGCCUGAGACGCUGUGCUUCAUCUUCAAGUGCGCAGAUGACUACCUGCAUUCGCCAGCUUGCCAGAACCGUGUGGAGCCGGUCGAGGAGUUCACUUACCUCAACAACUGCAUCACACCGCUCUACACCUUCUGCAGAGACCAAGGCUACGAGAUCUACGAAGGCAAGUACGUCCGCAAGGAGCGUGACCACAACCGUAUCAUUGGAUACGACGACAUGAACCAGCUCUUUUGGUAUCCGGAGGGUAUCGAGCGGAUCGGCUUCGAGGAUAAGACCCGCCUUGUCGAUCUGCCACCUGCGGAGCGGUACGAGCGCCUCCAAGACGUGGUCUGGAAGAAGGCUUUCUUCAAGACUUAUAAGGAGACCCGGUCGUGGUUCCAUAUGCUCACCAACUUCAACCGUAUCUGGGUCAUCCACGUCACGAUCUUCUGGUUCUACACCGCGUUCAACUCGCCCACGCUCUACACCAAGAACUAUCAGCAGCAGCUCAACAAUCAACCGAACAAGGCUGCUCAUUUCUCUGCAGUCGCCUUGGGCGGUACGCUGGCUUGUAUCAUCCAGAUCGGAGCUACCCUUGCCGAGUGGCUGUACGUUCCACGACGAUGGGCCGGUGCUCAGCACUUGACGAAGCGCCUCCUUCUGCUCAUCGGAAUGUUUGUCAUCAACAUUGCGCCCGCUGUCUAUAUCUUCGGCAUCUCGCAAACCGGCAAGAUCGCGGUCAUUCUCGGUGUGGUUCAAUUCCUCAUCGCUCUGGCCACUUUCUUCUUCUUCGCGAUCAUGCCACUCGGCGGUCUGUUCGGCAGCUACCUUAACGGCAAAAGGCGCACAUACGUCGCCAGUCAGACUUUUACGGCAAGCUUCCCGCGCCUAAAGGGCAAUGACAUGUGGAUGUCCUUCGGUCUCUGGAUUCUCGUCUUCGGUGCCAAGUUGUCCGAAUCUUACUUCUUCCUGACCCUGUCGAUUCGUGAUCCGAUUCGCAUCCUUUCAACCAUGCAAAUUCGCAAUUGUGUCGGUGAUGCUAUCAUUGGGACAACCUUGUGCUACAAGCAGCCGAUCGUCCUGCUCAUCCUCAUGUACUUCACGGAUCUUAUCCUGUUCUUCCUGGAUACCUACCUCUGGUACAUCAUCUGGAACUGCGUUUUCUCCGUGGCACGAUCCUUCUACCUUGGUGUCUCGAUCUGGACGCCAUGGAGGAACAUCUUCUCCCGUCUGCCGAAGCGCAUCUACUCCAAGGUGCUGGCCACGACCGACAUGGAGAUCAAGUACAAGCCAAAGGUGCUCAUCUCGCAGAUCUGGAACGCCAUCGUCAUCUCGAUGUACCGCGAGCACUUGCUAGCUAUCGACCACGUCCAGAAGCUACUGUACCACCAGGUGCCGUCUGAGCAGGAGGGCAAGCGUACGCUUCGUGCACCCACGUUCUUCGUCUCCCAGGAAGAUCAUUCGUUCAAGACCGAGUUCUUCCCAAUGAUGUCUGAAGCCGAGCGUCGUAUUUCCUUCUUCGCUCAGUCGCUCUCGACACCUAUUCCGGAGCCGCUACCGGUCGAUAACAUGCCGACUUUCACCGUCAUGAUUCCGCACUACAGCGAGAAGAUCCUGCUAUCUCUUCGUGAGAUUAUUCGCGAGGACGAGCCGUAUUCACGUGUCACCAUGUUGGAGUACCUCAAGCAGCUGCAUCCGCACGAGUGGGAUUGCUUCGUGAAGGACACCAAGAUUCUCGCAGACGAGACGUCGCAGUUCAACGGCGACUUCGACAAGACUGAAAAGGACACCCAGAAGAGCAAGAUCGACGAUCUUCCAUUCUACUGCAUUGGCUUCAAGUCUGCGGCGCCGGAGUACACUCUCCGUACGCGUAUCUGGGCUUCGCUGCGCUCGCAGACGCUUUACCGCACCAUUUCUGGCUUCAUGAACUACAGCCGUGCUAUCAAGCUGCUGUACCGUGUCGAGAACCCAGAGGUUGUGCAGAUGUUCGGUGGCAACUCUGACAAGCUUGAGCGUGAGCUCGAGCGCAUGGCUCGCCGCAAGUUCAAGAUCGUCGUUUCAAUGCAACGCUAUGCCAAGUUCUCCAAGGAAGAGCGUGAGAAUGCCGAGUUCCUGCUUCGCGCCUACCCCGACCUGCAGAUCGCCUAUCUCGACGAGGAGGCCCCAGCCAGCGAUGGCGAGGAUCCAAGACUGUACUCCGCGCUCAUCGAUGGCCACUCUGAGAUCAUGGAGAAUGGCAUGCGUCGUCCCAAGUUCCGUGUCCUGCUUUCCGGUAACCCCAUUCUCGGCGACGGCAAAUCUGACAAUCAGAAUCACUGCUUGAUCUUCUACCGUGGCGAGUACAUCCAGCUUAUUGAUGCCAACCAGGACAACUACCUUGAGGAGUGCUUGAAGAUCAGGUCAGUGCUCGCUGAAUUUGAGGAAAUGACGACCGACAACGUUUCGCCAUACACCCCUGGCAUCCCGCCGACCAACUUCAACCCGGUUGCCAUCCUUGGUGCUCGUGAAUACAUCUUCUCUGAGAACAUUGGUAUCCUUGGUGACGUAGCUGCUGGCAAGGAACAAACCUUCGGUACCCUCUUCGCUCGUACUCUGGCUCAGAUUGGUGGCAAGCUCCACUACGGUCAUCCUGACUUCCUGAACGGUAUCUUCAUGACCACCCGUGGUGGUGUCUCCAAGGCGCAGAAGGGUCUGCAUCUGAAUGAGGACAUCUACGCCGGUAUGAACGCUCUGCUUCGUGGUGGCCGGAUAAAGCACUGCGAGUACUACCAGUGCGGCAAGGGUCGUGACUUGGGCUUUGGCUCCAUCCUCAAUUUCACCACCAAGAUCGGUACCGGUAUGGGCGAGCAAAUGUUGUCGCGCGAAUACUAUUAUCUCGGCACGCAGCUUCCCCUGGAUCGCUUCCUGUCCUUCUACUACGCGCAUCCGGGCUUCCACAUCAACAAUUUGUUCAUCAUGCUGUCGGUGCAGCUCUUCAUGUGGUGCCUGAUCAACCUAGGAGCUCUUCGCCACGAGACAAUCACUUGUCACUACAACCACAACGUGCCGCUCACCGACCCGCUGUACCCGACGGGCUGCGCCAACACGGUUCCUAUCAUGAACUGGGUGGAGCGGUGCAUUGUCUCGAUCUUCAUUGUCUUCUUCAUCUCCUUCGUCCCACUGACGAUCCAGGAGUUGACCGAGCGUGGGUUCUGGCGCGCCGCUACACGUCUGGCCAAGCACUUCAGCUCGCUGUCACCGCUGUUCGAGGUGUUCGUCUGCCAGAUCUACGCCUAUUCUCUGCAGCAAGAUCUUUCAUUCGGCGGCGCUCGGUACAUCGGUACUGGUCGUGGCUUUGCGACUGCGCGUAUGCCGUUCGGUGUCCUCUACUCGCGUUUCGCUGCUCCAUCAAUCUACCUGGGCGCUCGGCUCAUGCUGAUGCUGCUCUUCGCCACCAUAACGGUGUGGGGUUACUGGCUAUUGUGGUUCUGGGUGUCUAUCACUGCACUCUGCAUUUCGCCGUUCCUGUUCAACCCCCACCAGUUCGCCUGGUCGGAUUUCUUCAUCGACUACCGCGAGUUUUUGCGAUGGCUGUCCCGUGGCAACACCAAAGCUCACUCCGCUUCGUGGAUCGGCUUCGUGCGUCUGUCACGUACCCGCCUUACUGGUUUCAAGCGCAAGGCUCUCGGCGAGCCGUCUGCCAAGCUCUCUGGCGACACGCCUCGCGCGAAGUUCACCAACGUGUUCUUCGCCGAGAUCAUCGGCCCGCUCGUCUUGGUCGCUGUAACCCUCAUCCCAUACCUCUACAUCAAUUCCGGCACUGGUGUGGUUGCGGCAAACCAGGAAUCUGGUGUCACAGUCAAGCCGACCAACUCGCUAAUCCGCAUCGCGAUCAUCGCAUUCGGUCCCGUCGCUGUCAACGCCGGUGUCGCGUUCGUCUUCUUCGCAAUGGCCUGCUGCAUGGGCCCGGUACUUAGCAUGUGCUGCAAGAAGUUCGGCGCGGUCUUGGCUGCCAUCGCGCACGCCAUUUCCGUCAUCAUGCUCAUCGCCUUUUUCGAAGUUCUAUUCUUCCUGGAAGGAUGGUCCUUCACGAAGACUCUGCUUGGCAUGAUCGCCGUCUCGGCCAUCCAGCGCUGGAUUUUCAAGCUAAUCAUUGCUUUGGCGCUCACUCGUGAGUUCCGUGCCGAUACUUCCAACAUAGCAUGGUGGACCGGUAAAUGGUACACUCUCGGCUGGCACACGCUUUCGCAGCCUGGUCGAGAGUUCUUGUGCAAGAUCACCGAGAUGGGCUUCUUCGCCUCGGACUUUGUGCUGGGCCAUCUCCUGCUGUUCUUCAUGCUGCCGGCCGUGCUUAUCCCAUACGUCGAUAAGUUCCACUCGGUCAUGCUCUUCUGGUUGAGGCCAAGCCGUCAAAUCCGCCCACCAAUCUACUCGCUCAAGCAAUCGCGCCUUCGCAAGCGUCGUGUCAUCCGCUACGCCAUUAUGUACUUCUCGAUGUUCGUGCUGUUCCUUGUUCUCAUCAUCGGACCGAUCAUCGCCAGCCCGUACGUUAGCUUCAGCGUCGCCUUCAUGGAGCUGCAGCAGCCGACCAACUGGAUGAACAACGACACUCUUGGCACCAGCCAGACCGGUACCGCAGCUGUCGGCGGUGCGGCAGCCACGAGUGUUGGUGCGGGUGCAAACAGCCGGAUGAUGUUCUACUACAAGUAG